AUGGCAUUCUCACUACACCCACUCAUCGACAAUGGCAUCACAAAGGGCCAAGACAACUUUCCCGGCGGCACCCUGCGCUGCCACUGUUCUUCCGAUCCCGUCGAGGUCGAGCUGAAAGGCAACGUCCUUCACAAUCAUGUCUGCGGCUGUUCUCAGUGCUGGAGGCCCAAGGGCGCCCUCUUCUCCGUCGUGGCAGUCAUCCCAGGCGAGAAUGUGCGUGUCACCAAGAACGGACACAAACUCGCUGUGUUGGACGAGAAUGCCACCAUCUUGCGCACGGCGUGCAAGGAUUGUGGUGUCCAUAUGUACGGGCCGGUCGAAAAGGAUCACGCAUUCAAAGGAUUGAACUUCGUGCACGUCGACCUCAGCGACGCGAAGGGCUGGCAGGAGCCACAGUUUGCUGCGUUUGUGUCGAGCUUGAUUGAGCAGGGCUUCCCCCCAGAGAAGAUGGAUGAGGUGCGGAAGAGGUUGCGGGAUCUUGGAUUGGAGCCGUAUGAUGUGCUUAGUCCGCCGUUGAUGGAUGCUCUGGCAACCUUUGCGGCAGAAAAGGCGGGCAAGAGGGCCAAGCUUUGA
Molecule: messenger RNA, 573 nt
Organism: Fonsecaea multimorphosa CBS 102226
Lineage: Eukaryota; Fungi; Ascomycota; Eurotiomycetes; Chaetothyriales; Herpotrichiellaceae
Exons: 1
Coding region: 1-573 (190 amino acids)
Biological process (GO): formaldehyde catabolic process
Molecular function (GO): zinc ion binding; S-(hydroxymethyl)glutathione synthase activity
Source: RefSeq, a predicted model, not a curated record